This is a messenger RNA of Otolemur garnettii (small-eared galago), 564 nucleotides long. RefSeq names its product D-dopachrome decarboxylase (gene DDT). The transcript is spliced from 3 exons. Bases 57 to 413 code for a protein of 118 amino acids. Lineage: Eukaryota; Metazoa; Chordata; Mammalia; Primates; Galagidae. The record is from RefSeq and is a predicted model, not a curated record. Gene Ontology annotation, molecular function: phenylpyruvate tautomerase activity.
CCAGCCGGACUCGGCAGGGUACUUCUCUACCGCUGCCACUAGUUCUUCCGUUGAACAUGCCUUUCGUUGAGCUGGACACGAACUUGCCCUCCGAUCGCGUGCCCGCAGGACUGGAGAAACGUCUUUGCGCGGCCACUGCUGCCAUCCUGGGCAAACCUGAGGACCGCGUGAAUGUGACUGUGCGGCCGGGCCUGUCCAUGGCGCUGAGCGGCUCCACGGAGCCCUGCGCGCAGCUUUUCGUCUCCUCCAUCGGCGUGGUGGGCACCGCAGAGGACAACCGCGGCCACAGCGCUCGCCUCUUCGAGUUUCUCACCAAGGAGCUGUCCCUGGGCCAGGACCGGAUUAUUAUCCGCUUUUUCCCCCUGGAGCCCUGGCAGAUUGGCAAGAAAGGGACGGUUAUGACUUUUUUGUGAUUGGCAUCGGUGAGCUGGUUGCCCCUUCCAGAAAGACCUCUUGGCAGAGAGAGGACCAAGUGGAGACAAGCUUUGGACACUCCCUUAUGCAGACAUUCGUGUGACCUUACAAUUUUCUUCUUGACAAAUAAAUGAAGAGAACUUCAUUAUG